AUGGAUCCCUUCUCCAUCACCACAGCCUCCAUAGGCUCUAUUGCCGCCAUCGCUCAGCUUUCAGCCCAGGUCAAUGCUUUUGCCUCUCAAUUUAAAGACGCGCGCAAUGACAUGCAAGAGCUGCUUCAAGAACUCAAGGCCCUCUCAACGAGUCUCGAGAGCAUGCGCGACGACGACAACAUGGCGAAGUAUCCUGCCUCGUUGCGCCAGAAUCUCCUCGAUACACUCGGGAAUUGUGACGGCGUGACGAAGGAAAUGGGAGAUCUCUUGCGAAAGCUGUCCUCCGCCGGACUCUUCGGACGCCUGAAGUGGUCGCUGUCGAAACGAGAAAAGUUGAUGGGUCUAAAGUCGAAGCUAGAGGGGCACAAAUCAGCCAUUGCAAUUGCGCUUCUGAUUGCCUCAAUAACCCAUUGGGGGCAAAAACAUACUGAACCCAAGAACGCCGCUGAUCUGGUCAGUUUCUUGACCCUGGAAACCAAGGAUAACACCAACAAGAUACUGAGCGACACGGCAGCAAUACGGCUCGAAACGGCUCAGAUACCUGCGCAAGUUACGACUCUCUACCAAUGCAUGGGUUCUCUGCAGUUAUACAUUAGAGAUCUCAAAGGCCGUGGAGACAUCGCAGAGGGGGAUAUGUUCCAGAGAGUAGUGGAUAACACUACAACCUACACCGCGUCUUUUAUCGAUCACGAUUAUUCAGACAGAACAAUACAGACACGAACCUCGGAUGAGUUUUUUGACGCUCCGGAAUACCCUGAAGCUGGCCUGAGUACCAAGGCUCGGUGGAAAAGACCUUUACGAGCCCAGCCACAACUGGUCAUCGCGAUCGAUUUUGGCAUGACUUGUACAGGCGUUGGAUGGUGGAAUACAAGGAGCAGCGCGCCGGGCAACGGAACACUACACAUUCUUCAGAGGUGGCCAGGAAUCGGCUUCGCAGCGCAGAACAAGGUGCCAACUGUGCCCGCUUAUCGCCACGGCGAACUCUUAUCCUGGGGGUUCUUGGCAAGACGCGAUGCAGAAGACAAAGAGACUCUACUGUUCAAUGGUUUUAAGGAAUUCCUCGACCCUGUAGUUCUGCAGACCGCCAAACAGAGCCGGAAAGAGUCUCGCCACUUACCAGAAACCUCAGAUCACGUCCAAUCGUUAUGUCUGGACUUCCUCCGAAUGCUCUAUCGCCACAUCGAAGAGGGUUUCCAAGGAAUCGUCCACUCAUGGCACAAUGCAGAGAUUGAAUUCGACUUCCCCAUACCUUCGUCUUGGAGCGUUGGCGUUAGGCAGAGGUUCGAAAAUCUGGUUAUACAGGCUGGUUUUGGCAGUGCCGGCCAAGGGCACAGCUGCUCUUUCGACAUGACCGAAGCCGAAGCGGCAGCCGUUUCCGCCGUUACUGAUGCGGGUGUACGAUAUUCGUACGGAAGCGUCAUUCUAGUUGCCGAUUUAGGUGGAAUGACAACUAAACUAUCUCUCCUCAAAGUUACCAAUCAACCGAAUCCAUCUUUGGAGUUCGAACAGUUGGACGCAGUUGAAGACAACGGCGUUGGCAGCGCCAUGAUCGACAUCGGCUUUCAGCAACUCGCGACGCACAGAUUGGCCCGUGUCGAGGCAGAGCUAGGACGUUACCAGCUCUCUGUCGAGGGCGUGGUACGCGAGAUGACUGCCGGACAGUUCCAAACUAGAAAAGCCGUGUUUGGUCCCGAUGAAAUGGUGAUUGCGGGGAGACUACGAGUGCCAGGUUUACCGAGCGAUUUCAACUCCGAGGAGGCAAAGGUAGAAAGGGGCUUUUUAUUACUGACGACCCACGAACUACAGCAACUAUUUGAUGAACAACUCAGGCAGAUAUUCCAGCUGGUAGACCACCAAAUGGACAAAGCGCUUUCCGCUACACCUGAUCUACAGGCAAGUCAUAUAGUCCUCUCUGGCGGGCUUGCAAGUUCUCCAUAUGUCCUCGACCAGUUCCGGCACAGGUACCUGCGUCUCAGGUCGCAUCGAUUUAUAACGCCAGCGACCAAAUUCGCCCAUGCUCCAGAUCCACAGCUAGCAGUGAUCAGAGGCCUGAUUAUGUCUCGUGCUCGGCUGUUUGCAUCUCAGAGUGGCGACCUGGUCAGCAACCUGGUAUACCGCCGCGUGGCCCGCAUUUCGUACGGCAUCGUCUGCAACAGGCUCUACAAUCCAAAUCUACACCGCGACCAGGCGCUUUUCAGAGAUGAAACCGACGGACGGGUUUAUGCACGCGACCAAAUCAAAUGGAUUGUCCUCGCGGGAAAGCAGCCGAAUGAUACAAACGAGUUCAAGAUCUCUAUGGCCCAUCCAGUGCGCCUGGGCAAGUCGGUGCAGAGAUGGUCGCACGCCAUUGUCACAUCGCGAGUUGAAACGGAUCUACCCACUGAUUUGCAUCACCCCGGCGUGACGACCGUCAGCGAACUGACGUGCGACUUCUCAGAAGCGCCCAAGGUGUUGCAUGCGCCGAGCGGCGCAAAGCACAUGGACCUGCACUAUUCGAUCGCGGCCACGGUCGGUCGCGACGGGAUUGCGUUCGAGGCGCGUCUCGGCGGAGCCGCAUAUGGCAGUGCCUCCAUCCGAGAGUGA
Messenger RNA from Cladophialophora psammophila CBS 110553, 2583 nucleotides. RefSeq lists its product as uncharacterized. The transcript is spliced from 12 exons. Bases 1 to 2583 code for a protein of 860 amino acids. The record is from RefSeq and is a predicted model, not a curated record. NCBI's taxonomy places the organism in Eukaryota, Fungi, Ascomycota, Eurotiomycetes, Chaetothyriales, Herpotrichiellaceae.